GGGCGACGAUGAACUGCAUCUCCGUUGUGCAUGAAACAGGAGCUUUGGUCCUGUCCUCCGAUCACCUCAUCUCAAUGCGGCGAGGCUUGCGAGACGGCGAGACUGGGCAACGCUUUGUGAGGGCGCAGACCUUGAGGCGUGGCGACCUGCUCCAAAACGCGGCAGGACAUCCCUCGGCCGUUCUCCGAGUACGGAAGUGCUGCGCCAAAGGACGCUUCGCACCACUCACGGACCGCGGCACCCUGGUGGUUGGCGGCGCUCAUUGCUCUUGCUUCGCCCCACCCGAGGGCUUCCACUUCGGCCACAGCCUCUGCCACGCAGCCGUGGCACCGCUGCGGGCCGCCGCAGUUCUGAGGAGGUCGGGUUUCUGCGUGGAAGAGGUCUUCGCCGCAGCCGCGCUCCUCUUCUCCGAGAACUGUGACAGGACGCUGCAUCCCUUCUGCGCUGUGUUGCUGCGGGCCGCACGCUGGUACGAUGGAUCUGUCCGCAAAGUUCGAGACAGCGAAGCAAGUUCCAAUGAGCAUUUCCUCUGA
Molecule: messenger RNA, 533 nt
Organism: Symbiodinium sp. CCMP2456
Lineage: Eukaryota; Dinophyceae; Suessiales; Symbiodiniaceae
Source: the annotation of a GenBank genome assembly